Molecule: messenger RNA, 943 nt
Organism: Benincasa hispida (wax gourd)
Lineage: Eukaryota; Viridiplantae; Streptophyta; Magnoliopsida; Cucurbitales; Cucurbitaceae
Product: zinc finger protein 3-like
Biological process (GO): negative regulation of abscisic acid-activated signaling pathway
Source: RefSeq, a predicted model, not a curated record
AAAAAAAAAAUUCCCCUCUCUCACUUCAUAAUAUAAUCCUCUCCUCAUCCUAAAACACAAAAAAUUGAAAGAAAAAAAAAAAGGUUCAAUUUUUUCAUCUAUGGAGUCCUCAACCUCUCCACCUCCAAAAACGCCGCCGUCCCAUAAUCAAGAACAAAACGACGACGAAUUAGAGGAAAACCACCACCAUCUCCGCCUUGGGAUUCCGGCGGAGGAGCUGAAUCUGAUCGAAGGUUUGAAAAUGGGUUCAUCGGAGCCGAGGGUAUUUUCGUGUAAUUUUUGUCAAAGGAAAUUUUAUAGCUCACAAGCACUUGGAGGCCAUCAAAAUGCUCAUAAAAGAGAGAGAACGUUGGCCAAACGAGGCGGUCAACGCUUUCCGGCAUUCGGUGGCUACCACCACUAUGCGGCGGCGCCGUCUUUUCCACACCCCGGUGGUCCCAACAACAACAGAUCGCUUGGAAUUCAAGUUCACGCGAUGGUACAUAAACCGUCUCACCACGCGCCGGUUUCUUCCUCUUCAAGGUAUGGGAUCCUCUACGACCGUUCUUACGGUUGGUCUAGAACUCCCAUCCAUCAACAACCCGGUAUUGGGAAGCUACACUUGAUGAACGCUGGCCAUGCGAUUAAUCAUACCGAUGGAUUCCCGCCACGUGGAUGCAACUCCGUCGGUAGAUUCGACUUUGACGUCGUCCGAUCAACGGCGGCGGCUGCUGACGACACCCACAAAGUACUCGACUUGUCUCUCAAGCUGUAAUUUAACUAAUACAAAUUUCUCUCCACUUUAGAACUAUAAAUCUUCUUUUUCUUCUUCUUUUUUUUUUUCCUUUAAUUUUUUUUAAUGCUUUGAUCUACUAAAGUUUCGAUUUUGAUAUGAAUGAAGUCAAUAUUAUAGAUAGUGAAGCUACAAUUUGCCCAAAUUAAUGUUUGAAUUAUAUUCUUCUUU